This is a messenger RNA of Aspergillus viridinutans, 552 nucleotides long. RefSeq lists its product as uncharacterized. NCBI's taxonomy places the organism in Eukaryota, Fungi, Ascomycota, Eurotiomycetes, Eurotiales, Aspergillaceae. The transcript is spliced from 4 exons. The record is from RefSeq and is a predicted model, not a curated record. The coding region runs from base 1 to 552 and encodes 183 amino acids.
AUGCAACAGGGCGUGGAAACAAACAGUCGAAUCAUAGAGCUGAGCGAAUCUCUCGGUGUGAAAAGUUACAUAUUCUGCCCCUGCGCGGUUUAUGGUAAAGGAGAAGGAUUCGGGAACAAGAUAUCGAUUCAAACAGCUGCUAUUGUGAGAGCAGCAAAGGCAACUGGAAGAGUAUACAAUUUGACUGAAAGAGACGAUUGGGCUUGGCCGGUCUGCCAUUUGCUUGACAACACCAUGUUGUACGUCGAGAUACUGCGGAAGAUACUGUCAUCUGACGAUAUCCCCCAUGGCCGAAAUGGUUACUACCCCCCGUCAAGUGGUCGGGCUGCAUGGAAAGACGUAUACGCAUCCAUUGCCACUGCACUUUUCAAAAGAGGUCUCCUCAUGGACUGUGCUGUCCAUCCGGCCGACGAUGAUAUUCUAGCUGCUAUGGCUGCCGCGCUCGACUCGCCGAAAGAAAUGGUGGCGGUCCAAGUGGGUGGCGAGUACGUGAAUCCCUUUCUCAGGUCCAAAGGCAACAAGAGUAACUUCUUUUCCGCAGAUGUCUUUUGA